UUGGCCAGUUGGAGUCCCGGGCGCUCUGGCGCGAGGCUGGCGGGAACUCCACUUCUCUUCUCGCGAGACUUCCCGGGCUGGGGGCGGGACUCAGGGGAGCGUCGGCGCCGCGGGACCAUGGAGCGGAGGGCCGGGGCCGGGCAGCGCCUGGAUCCCCCGGCUGCCUUCGGCGCCCCCGCGCCUGCUGGUCCCCGGGGGCUGAUGCCCCCCUCGCACUUCCGGCCCCGCACGGCAGCGCCCCGGGACGCAGGCCCGUCCGGCUGGAGGCCACCAGAGCUGAGCUGGGAGCCCCCGGGGUGGGCGGAGGAGGCGUCCCGGGGCUGCAGGGCCGCGGCGAUGGACCAGCCCGGCGCCCGGACCAGGUCGCUGGACCGGGAGGCCGAGCCCCUGGGCCCCGGCCCGGCCUUGGCCACGUCCCAGGAGGCCGAGAUCAUCUCCCGCCAGCUCCACAAGAUCCGGCGGCUGGAGGCGGAGCUGGCCGGGACGCGCGCCACCGCCCUCCAGCAGGAGGCGACAGGGGCCCCCCGCGCCAGCACCGCCGCCCGCCUGCAGGCAGAGGCUGAUGCCCUCGGGACGGAGCCGGGGGCCCUCCGGGUCCAGAGCCAAGUGGAAGCCGACGCCCUGAGGGCGGAGCUGGAGACUCUCCGGGGGCGGAGCCGAGCAGAGGUGGAUGCCCUCAGGGCGGAGCUAGCGGGGGCCACGGAGCGGCAGGAGCAGGAGGCGGCAGCCGCGCAGGGGGAGCUGCGGGCGGCGCUGCAGGAGCAAGAGGCUGAGACCCAGCAAAUGAGGGAGCGCCUGCAGGGGGCGCUGGACCAGCACCGGGUGGAGCUGUGCCAGCUGUCCGCAGCCCACGGGGCAGAGCGGGACGCCCUGACGCAGCAAGUCCGCGAGCUGCGGGAGGAGCUGGAGGCCCGGGGACAGGAGGCCGCCCGUCUGGAGCAGCAGCGAGACGCGCUCCAGGAGCAGCUGGGUGUGGCCAAGGCUGAGCUGGCCUCCCAGAAUGCUUUGCUGCAGCAGCUGCGAGCCGACCUGUGCGAGCAGAACAGCCCCCCUCAGGAGUGCCUGCAGCAGGCGGAGGCAGAACGGGAUGCUCUGAGGACCGUGGUGGAGCUGCUGCAGGUCCGACUGGCUGCGCUGGGCGACAUCCUUGCCCUGCAGGAGGCAGAGCUGACGCGGAAGCCCUGGGACCCCCUGCAGCCUGAGGGGGCCAUGAAGGCCCAGGCCCUGCUGAGCCGCUGGCGGGAAAAAGUUUUCGCCCUCAUGGUGCAGCUCAAGACCCAGGAGCUGGGCCAAGCCGAAGCCACUGGCCUGCUCCGCAGGAAGGUGUUGGAGCUGGAGGGUGAGGUGGUGCGACGGGACCAGCAGGUCGCGCUGCUCUUGCACAGUUUGCAGGAGAAGACAGCUGAGGCCGACAUGGAGAGAGUGAAGAGCAAGACGCUCCAGGCUGACCUGUCCCACAGCAAGGACUCAGGGCAGCGCCAGCAGCUCCGGGCAGAAGCGGCUGAAGGCGCCUUGCGGGGCCUGGUGGAAGCUGUGAGGAGUCUGCAGCAGCAGGUUGGGCAGCAGGAGGGGGAGCUGCGGGCGGCCGUCUCGCGCCUAGCUGGUCUGGGUGCUCGUGUUGGCUUCGCUGCCAGGAGAGUAGACGCCAUCCAAGGGCUCGUCUCCCAGAAAGUGGCCUUGGCUCGACUGCAGCGGGAAGAGCCACUCAGGGCUGCCAGCCCAGAGCCAGAUAUCCCCUUCCAGGAGGCUCUGCAGGUGGAGCUGGCCCAGCUGCACCAGGAGCGGGACCACUUGGCUGCUGAGCUGAAGCGCGGGGCCCAGGCUGUAGAGAGAAAGAUGGCUGAGGCCCGGGAAAAAGCGGGGCGCGAACUCCAGGAGGUGGCCGACAGCCUGCGGCAAGUGCUGGAGCGGAAGGAGGCGGUGGAGCAGGAGUGCCAGGAGCUGCAGGGGUGGCUGGAGACGGCGCGCCAGGAGCUGCACAACAGCCAGGAGGCGGCAAAGGGACUGAAGCAGCAGUUGGCGCAGCUGCAGGGGGAACACAAGCGAGUCUUGCAGGAGAAGGUGGCCCAGGUGGAGACGCAGCUCCGUGGGGACCUUGCUGAGGCUGAGAAGCAGCUCAGUGAGGCGCGACGGGAACACACAAAGACAGUUGUGGCCCUGCGCCAGGCUGAGCGCCAGGCUGCUCGGGACAAGGCCCGGAGCCAGGAGUUGGCGCGGCUCCACGACGAAGCCCAGAAGGAAGAAAUAACUCGGCUGGGCACUCGCCUGCGGGAGCUGGAGAGGGACAGAAACCUGCUGAUGGCCACCCUGCGGCAGGAGGGGCUCCUGGCCCAGUUCCAACGUAGCCGAGUGACGGCACGGAAGCUGCCAGGGGAGCAGCAGGGGCCCGGCCUGGACGCAGCACUGGGGUCCUCCGGCUUGCAGCCACCUUCCCAAGCAUCCUUGGCUGCCCUUCUGGAUGACCUGCAGAGCCUGGGCACGGCCCUGCUGCGGGAGGAGGAGGAGGAGGCAGCCACAGCGGUCUUGUAGGUCACGUUUCUGCUGCCCAGUUUCCUACAGUUGCAUUCCCCAUGCGAGCUGGGGGGGAGAGCAUGGCUGCAGCCUUCACUACCACAGAUUGUGCAGUCGAGUUUCCCUGCCCGUGGAAAAAUCACAGGGAGCAGCUCGCCUAGAGCACACGGGGCCAGCCUCACCCUGAAAGAGUCGCCCAGGUGAUUGUGCUGUCUCCCCUGUCAGGUAAGGAUGCCCCUAGCUGGCCCCACCGAUGCUGUGCUGCACCAUGCUUGGGUGAGGGCAAGCGCAUGGACCCAUUCCUGCCUGCCCCCCCUGCAUGGCGCAGCUCCCACUCCCUGCCCUGUGGCCAGUGGGGCACAGGACAUUGUGAUCAUGAGGCAUGAGUCGGUCUGUUUAGUACUAAAAAGAGCUGUAUAACCCUGAGGGUUGGACCCUGUUUCUCCUGCACUGACCCGUAGGUGGUCAUGCGGCUGCCAGGGCACCUCCUCUGGCAUUUGCAUGGGCUCUGGGUUUUGUCUACAUGUGCAGAGCUGUGCUUGCCCGGGCUUCCCUCCUGAGCUGGCCCACAAGCUCCUCUUUGCUCACCAAGGCUGCUGCCCCGGUGGGCAUGUGUAUGUGGUGCCAGGCACUUCCCUGAAGCUUCAGCUGCAGGAAAUGCAUGGCUAGUGAUGGUUUGGGGGCAGCGGCGGGUCCUCCCAUCUCUUUUAGCCCAAUAGUCUAGCGGUUAGAGCACUUGCUAAGGAGCCAGAACUACCAGACAAUGGACUGGGCAUUGAAAUUCAGUUGCACUGCUGUUCCUAAAACAGGUCUACAUGUGCCAUGGCUGUGAUGUGGGUGUGCAGGACUGGGACAUGUGGAGAGCUGGUGUGAGUGUAAUGCACCCAGAGGGCAGGUGCAGUGACUGUUCCUGCAGCACAGAGGAGCUGCACCUACGUACCCAGGGACAUAGCACACACAGCAGGAGGUGGUGGGGCUGUGGCACAGCUCCUCUCUGCACCAGCUCUUGGAGCGGGCCAGGCAGAGGUGUCAGCUCCAUCCAGACUGAUAUCGCAGCCUGGUACACUCCCCUGUUGUUCCUGCUAGAGCAGGGCACUUUGAUCAGCGUGACGUGUUGAUGCCUGAAUGCCACAGCGGGGCACUGUGCAGUGUAAAGGAAGUCUAUACAGAUGUUGAUAAUGGGGCAGGUUCUAGGGCUAAAUAUUAUUCCUGAAACAGCAGCAGCCAGGGAGGAGUACGUCCAGGGUUUCACCAGCUGUCUGCUGUAUAUCUCGCUCAGGAAAAUCUAACUUCACCUUCCACACUGCUGAGAGCUUACUACAGAUCAUUUGUUUGGAAGUGGAAGUGUAUGUGGUAUACAGAGUGCUGUCUCGCUGCGGUUGCCAGAUGUGAUCUUCUACCCAAGAGGAUUCCAUCUGAGACUUUCAGAAAUAGACUGUGUCCUUCUUUAUUCAUCGAGAGAGAAUACCGCCUCCUCUAAGAAACAGACCAACCUCCGAACUUUUACCUCCAAAAAACACAAGGCUGAGUAUCCUGUGCUGCCUGCAGUGUCCACGUCUUAUUGUUUGAGCCAAUGUCCUUUGAUUUGUUUGUGUUUUAUAAACGUAGCAAAUUUA
Messenger RNA from Alligator mississippiensis (American alligator), 4127 nucleotides. RefSeq names its product coiled-coil alpha-helical rod protein 1-like. Gene Ontology annotation, biological process: protein export from nucleus; cell differentiation. The coding region runs from base 118 to 2529 and encodes 803 amino acids. Lineage: Eukaryota; Metazoa; Chordata; Crocodylia; Alligatoridae. The record is from RefSeq and is a predicted model, not a curated record. Gene Ontology annotation, cellular component: centriole. The transcript has 19 exons.